AUGUCGCGCCUCAUCGUUCGCGGCUUGCCCUCGUACCUCACGGAUGCCAGGCUACGCGAGCACUUUUCGCAGAAGGGCGCGGUCACCGAUGUCAAGCUCAUGCGCCGUCCGGACGGCACCUCAAGAAAGUUUGGUUUCGUCGGCUACCGUUCCGAUGACGAAGCUCAGCAAGCACUCGACUACUUCAACCGCACCUUUAUCGACACUUCACGCAUCUCCGUCGAGCUGGCCAAGAAGAUCGGCGACGAGGAGCUCACACAACAGCGUGAAGAGCGCCGCAAUAAGCGCAACGCUGCUGCCUCACAAGAAGCUUCCACUUCGACUUCGAUAAGCGAUGCUCGCAAGAGGAAAGCCGACAAGUCAGACCCCAAGCAAGAGGACGGUAGCGGCAAGAAAAAGUCCAAGAAGGGCGGCGCCAUCUCGUUUGAAGAGUUCAUGUCGGUGAUGCAGCCAAAAGCCAAACGCAAAGCGUGGCAAAACGAAGAUGCGCCUCCCGAGCAAACCAUGCAAGACAUUGUCGCGCCCGAAGAAGCCAUCGAGAAAAAGGCUGCCAGAAAGGCGCAAAAGAAAGCCGAUGCAGCAGCCGCUGCUCUCAGCGCAGCCGAAGCCGAAGCGACAGCGCAACAGGACUCGCCAAGCGAAUCGACACCGGAGCCUGAUGCAACAGCAAACGAUGUCGGCCUCACCGACGAAGAGUACAUGCGCCUCCGCAUGAAGCAUAAGGUCGGCACAGACCUCGAUACCCUCCCAGAAUCCUCCUCAGCUCCUCAAUUCGAGCAGUCGGACGACGAAAAGGAUGAUGCCAACGCGGCAGCUGCCGACUCGGAUUCCGAUGCCGAGGACGAACAGGUCAAGGACGAAGCCUUUGAGCGCAAACAGGCCCAGAUGCAAAGAAAGGCGCAACUGGCCGCCGAAAAAGAUCAGAAACUCGUCGAUCAGAUCAUGGACAGUGGUCGACUCUUCAUCCGCAACCUGCCCUUUGCCGCCAACGAGGACGACAUUCAGUCUUUCUUCGAGAGCUUUGGCACCGUCAAGCAGGUACACAUCCCGCUCGACAAGCAGACCAAAGCGUCCAAAGGACUCGCCUUUGUCUCCUUCUCCGACCCUUCCCACGCGCUUGCAGCCUACCGCGCCAAGGACGGCUCCACCUUCCAAGGUCGUCUCCUGCAUCUCCUCCCCGCCGUCAACAAGGACGCCACCGCCGAGACGGACAGCAAAAAGUCCGCAACACUCAAGCAGGCACGAGCCGAGCAGAAGAAGCAAGAUGCCGCCAAGGACUUCAACUGGUCCAUGCUCUACAUGUCUUCCGAUGCGGUUGCAUCCUCCAUCGCGGACAGGUUGGGCGUGAGCAAACCCGACAUCCUCAAUCCUGGAGCUGACGGUGGAGCGGACAACGCAGCGGUGCGGUUGGCGCUUGCAGAGACGAGGAUCAUCCAAGAGACGAAGGAGUUCUUCUCGCAGGAGGGGAUCGAUGUGGAUGCAUUUGAUGGGAAAGGUGCGAGAUCGGAUACGACGAUCCUCGUCAAGAACAUUCCGUACGGGACGUCGGUGGAGGAGGUCGAGAAGUUGUUUGCGGAACACGGUGAGGUGGAUAAGGUGUUGAUACCGCCUAGUGGAACGAUUGCGAUCGUCGAGAUGCCGGUGGUGAGCGAGGCGAGGGUGGCGUUUCGAUCGAUCGCAUACAAACGAUUCAAAGGAGGAAUUUUGUACCUUGAAAAGGCGCCUGUCGGGCUGCUUGUGCAGACCGCGGGUGAGAAGAACGUCAAGCAAGCACCUAUCGUUGGGAAAUCCAUCGAGACCUCCUCCAAUCCAGCUUCGAACCUCGACAAUGCGGAAGCGGUGGACGGGGCGACGCUGUACAUCAAGAACCUCUCCUUCUCGACAACCGAUGAAAGGCUGGCAUCCGCUUUUUCCGGAUUGUCCGACUUCGCAUUUGCACGCAUUCAAACCAAACCGGAUCCACGACGACCAGGCGCGCGUCUAUCCAUGGGAUACGGAUUCGUCGGAUUCAAAUCCGUCGAUGGUGCACAGAAAGCGCAGAAGGCUAUGGAUUCCAAAGUCAUCGAUGGACAUACACUCGUGGUCACCUUUGCGCGUCGUAACGCUGAAACGUCUACCACCGUAUCGAGCUCUUCAUCCGGCUCCACCAAGAUUCUCAUCAAAAACUUGCCCUUCGAAGCAACCAAACGCGAUAUCCGUCAACUGUUUUCCUCCCAAGGUCAACUGAAAUCCGUUCGUCUUCCCAAGAAGUUCGACAAUACUACGAGAGGAUUCGGUUUCGUAGAAUACACCACGGUCAGAGAAGCUCAAUCCGCCAUGGAGGCGUUGAAACACACCCAUCUGCUAGGCAGACAUCUGGUCCUUCAAUGGUCGAAAGUUGGCGAAUCGAACGAAGAACAGGUCGAGUUGCAGAGGAGUAAGACCAAACAACACUUCGUCAACGAGGGAGAUGCCGCGGGUAUGGGUGGCGAUAAGGGCAAGAGAGCAAAGAUCAAGUUGAACAGCGCUCAGAUCAGUGAUGCUGUGAAAAAGGCGAAGAGGCAGAGGGAUGAUGUAGAGGAUGACGAGUGA
Molecule: messenger RNA, 2571 nt
Organism: Pseudozyma hubeiensis SY62
Lineage: Eukaryota; Fungi; Basidiomycota; Ustilaginomycetes; Ustilaginales; Ustilaginaceae
Product: RNA recognition motif containing protein
Exons: 2
Coding region: 1-2571 (856 amino acids)
Molecular function (GO): RNA binding
Source: RefSeq, a predicted model, not a curated record